Messenger RNA from Batrachochytrium dendrobatidis JAM81, 1098 nucleotides. RefSeq lists its product as uncharacterized. Bases 1 to 1098 code for a protein of 365 amino acids. The transcript has 2 exons. NCBI's taxonomy places the organism in Eukaryota, Fungi, Chytridiomycota, Chytridiomycetes, Rhizophydiales. The record is from RefSeq and is a predicted model, not a curated record.
AUGAGCAACCAGAAAAGUAUGAUUAAUGGGGCCAGAAGCGACGACACUUCUCGGACUCCCUUGAAAAACAAUGCUGGUAUACCUAUUUUUCUUAAUCAUUUUAUACUACCUACUCCACCAACCCCUAGCAGGAAUCCAAAAGCCUCCAAGUCUAACCAUAGGAGAAAAGUUUCAUCAGAUGCAAAGUCCCACCAGUCAAACCCAAAUUACUCGCACAUGCUCUGUGACAACCCGGCCAGGAUAAUUCACACACACAUUUCUAACUUUGUCAUUCAACAGCCUUACCCCAGUCCGACUGUAAAUUCAAAAAAGAUGAGUGGCAUUAUAACAAAGAAAUCCAACUUCAUGUGCCAAUCACCCUCUAAAAAGCUUAUUGGUGCUUUCAAUCAUUUGCCUGACAAGUCACUUACAAAUCAAAUCUCGUCGAAAUCUGUUUCUCAGUUCAAAUGGGGCGAGUUUCCAAACAGGUCGGAAUAUGAUUCAGAGUCGAAGAAUAGAAAUGUCUCGAUACCAUUCUGGGACUGUUUUGGGAACAAGGCAGAUGUCACUGCAGACUCUACUUUGUCCAAAGACGUGCUUGAUUUGUCCAAUCGAAUGGAUGUAUUGGACAAGGGUAGCAGUUCCACUUCAGAGUCACUUACAACUCUCGUCUCCAAAUUGGACUCUUACAAUGACUCAUUAGCUGGACAUAUGCAAUCUGUAACUAAAAAGAUUGAUGCUCACAUUGCCGAGUGUCUGGAUUCAAAUGAGUUGGCCAGCAGUGACAUCAGUUUGAAACUGGAUUCGAUCCAAGAAACCAUUACAUUGCUAGCACAGUCAAAUUUUAGUUCAAGCUCUAUACUGGAAGAAGGCCAGAGACGAAAUAAACGCAAAAUUGAACAAGUGCAGCAGCAAAUGGAUACUAUUGAGGAUCAUGUUGGCAAAUCUGACCAGCUAAUUCAAACCCUAUCUACACGCAUUCAAGAGUUGGAGCUUGAACGUCAACAUCGAAGCAAACGUAUAUGCACCACUGCUAAAUGUGUUUUGAUUUCUGCAGCGGUCGGCGCCUUUUCCGGGAUUGCUGCUGCCGCCGGAGUUAUUAUGAGUUCGGAAUAUUAA